Messenger RNA from Ostrinia furnacalis (Asian corn borer), 1505 nucleotides. RefSeq names its product juvenile hormone epoxide hydrolase-like. Gene Ontology annotation, biological process: epoxide metabolic process. Bases 56 to 1447 code for a protein of 463 amino acids. The record is from RefSeq and is a predicted model, not a curated record. Gene Ontology annotation, molecular function: epoxide hydrolase activity. Lineage: Eukaryota; Metazoa; Arthropoda; Insecta; Lepidoptera; Crambidae. The transcript is spliced from 8 exons.
GCCAUCAGUUUGUGCUAUAUCGCGGUGUGUGGUAGAUGUGUUGACCGAUCUCAAGAUGGUCAAGGCCGUGUUCAAGGUGGUACUCUUCCUGGCGGUGGUCUUCCUGCCGAUCUACUUCUUGUUCCUGGCGCCUCCACCACCGUUGCCAGAGCUCGACCACGACGCCUGGUGGGGACCAGAGAACUUGAAGGCGAAGCAGGAUACCAGCAUCAAGACAUUUAAGGUCAAAUUUGAUAAAGUGCUAGUAAAAGAUCUCCAGGAUCGUCUAAAGUCCCGUCGUCCGUUCCCACCUCCACUACAAAACGUUGGCUUCGAAUAUGGUUUCAACACGAACACUUUGGAGACUUGGCUCCAAUACUGGGCAAAGGAUUACAACUUCGCCGAGCGAGAGGCGUUCUUCAACCAGUACCCUCAUUUCAAGACCAACAUCCAAGGAUUGGACAUCCAUUUCCUCAGGGUGACUCCUCAGGUACCCGAGGGUGUCCAAUUAGUGCCCCUUCUCCUCCUACAUGGGUGGCCAGGAUCCGUCCGAGAGUUCUACGAGGCCAUCCCUCUACUAACUGCUGUCAGUAAGGACAGGGACUUUGCGCUGGAGCUCAUCAUCCCCAGUCUUCCAGGCUAUGGGUAUUCUUCUCCAGCAGUUCGUCCUGGAAUGGGACCUUCAGAGAUAGCUCUGAUCAUGAAGAACCUGAUGCAUAGACUCGGCUUCAAGAAGUUUUACGUACAAGGCGGUGACUGGGGCAGUCUUAUUGGAUCUCAUAUGUCUACCUUCUUCCCUGAGGAGGUGCUAGGGUUCCACUCCAACUGCAUCUUCCUGAUGAGCCAGAAGACCUCUCUCAUUACCAUUCUUGGCUCCAUCUACCCCACCCUGAUUAUGGACGAGAAGUACGUGGAUAGACACUAUCCCUUGUCUGAAUACUACAGCAACCUCAUUGAAGAGAUGGGCUACAUGCACAUACAGGCUACCAAGCCUGAUACUGUUGGUAUCGCCUUACUGGAUUCUCCUUCUGGUCUUCUCGCCUACAUCCUGGAAAAGUUCUCGACCUGGACCCGUUUGGACCACCGGAGCAAGGUGGACGGAGGCCUGGAGUUCAGGUUCACCAAAGACCAGCUUCUCGACAACCUGAUGAUGUACUACGCGCCUAAGAGCAUUACAACUUCGAUGCGGUUGUACUCGGAGUAUUUUAACAAGAGAGGAAUGGAGAUGAAGAUGGAUGAGAUCCCUUCACCAGUCCCCGUCUGGGUGGUCCAGGCUAGACACGAGCUGGCCUACCUUCCCCCCUGGCUGAUCAGGUUCAAGUUCCCCAACCUGGUGAAUGCCACCCAUCUGGAUGAUGGAGGCCACUUCUUAGCCUUCGAAACCCCUACACCGUUCUCAGAGGACGUCCUAAAUGCUAUCACAGCUUUCAGGAAGCUACAGAAGAAGGAGAGCAAAGAAGAGCUGUGAUGACUUGAUAGAUUUAGGUUUUGAAAGUUAUUUUUUUAAUAAAGUUUUGUUUUUGACA